Mercenaria mercenaria is the source of this 1314-nucleotide messenger RNA. RefSeq lists its product as uncharacterized. The coding region runs from base 71 to 1129 and encodes 352 amino acids. NCBI's taxonomy places the organism in Eukaryota, Metazoa, Mollusca, Bivalvia, Venerida, Veneridae. The transcript has 7 exons. The record is from RefSeq and is a predicted model, not a curated record.
CAAAGUAGUUACAUAUAUUGCUGAAUAAAGUUUUAUUUGUCUGUCGCUCGCUUGCUGUUGGCUCGUCAACAUGAAGUUGCUCGCAAUUCUUUUUCUUGUUGGGUUUGCUCUGUGCGCCCAUGGAUUUACUUUGCGGGAAAAACUGAAGGAAUUGCUAGCAAGGUCCAACGCUGACAUAGAUGAAUCGGAUCUAUCACAUCAUCAUCAUCAUCAUGGCAAGGGACACUGCGUAUGCAGCAGCCAUGGGUGUUGGUGUCACGGCGUUGAUGCCGGUGUAAAAGUGCAUGCGGUGUUGUCUGUUGACGAGACCAGACAUUGUGAUUGCAAGAAAACAGUCAUUGAUGGCACAUUCUUUAUUGGCAAAGAGUGGUUCGAAGAACAAUUCCCAGUCGAUCAAUUCGAAGAUUUUUGCAAAAAAGUCGGUGGCAAAGAAUUUUGUUUCGCGAUUGAUGUACAGGACACCAAAUCAAAAACAUUGAGGGGUUGUCUCCGACUUACACGACCGGAAAGAGUAGAUAUGGGCUGCUUUGGACUUCCUCUUAUGACGUCAUCAGAGGCUUUGGCCAGUUUUCAAGAUCAAAUGGACCAAGAUGCUGAUCUUCCUGCGAUUGGAAUGGAAGAAUCAACAGAGUUAGACAUCACUUUAGACAGAUGCAGACAUCGGUGUUGGUGUUGUUCCCACGGCUGUACUUGCAAAGGAAUGGACGACGGGUACAAAGUUGUGGUAAUUCUGAGCGUGGACGAAUGCCAUCAUGAUGGAACCAAACAUGCAGUCAUUGAAGGCCGCUUUCUGAUCGACAAAGUUUCUUUUAUCAAGCAGUUUCACGACUCCGAGGAUCUAGAUGAUUUCUGUCACAUCGCGGAGGGCAAGAGAUUCUGCUUCGACAUUGACGCAAGCAGAGUCUGUAGCGGCGGUAUCAAAGGGUACAUCAAACUAACCAAACCAAAGAAAGUAGACUUGGGAUGUUUCAAUGUUCCAUUGCUGACGUCAUCAAGUGGGUCAUCAAGUCUUGAUGACGACGAGGCUACGGUAGACCAGACGGUUAUGCCAUACUACGAUGAUGAUGAUGAUGAUGAUGAUGAUGCUGCUGAAGGAAAUGAGAAUCAGAUUUUCAUCGACGAAUAUUAAAAGAACAAUUUCUCAAAUUAUCAUUCUACAUAUCUAUUGUAAAUAAUCACAAAAAUGUGUACUUUUCUUGACAGCUUCCGUGUUUGACGUGUACAUGUGAAUGCCCUCUCCCAUAAAUUAUCUUCUUGAGACCCAUUUGUGAUGGUUUAGUUUUAGAUAAAGUAUCUGUACUGGUCGAUUUUAAA